UUUUACCCUCUGUGCUUACCGGGGUGAUUUCUACCCGUGAAGUUAGCCAUUUGUGUGCGUGUGCACCGUUGUUUAUGGAAAAGCACAUCAGUGCGAAUCUAUAGCCUGCAUAAUAAAACAUGUAAUUAAAAAAAAAAGAGAGAGAAAAGAAAAUCUAGUGUCGGGACAGGUUUUAGCAAGCUAAGCUACAGAGCUAGUUGCUGCUACUGUAGCCGCACGGUUAGGGACCGACAAGCGGGCAAAGCGAGUUACGCACACACACACGCACACGCACACACACACUCUGCGAGGAGACCGUGGAGCAUGCUGCUCACAAAUCGGCCUGCAUUUGCACAAAAAAAAACCCAGCAGUUUUUCCGAGCAGCGAGAGCGAGUCCUUUUGGUUCUGGGUUUGUUUCGGAUGGAAGCGGUUGCUUGAUGGGAAGUGUGUCCCGAGGCAAUUGACUGGGCAGUUUUUAAUUAAAGUGAUUUUAAUUUUUUUUUUUUUAUCAAGGCCCAUAUAGAUGUGCCAACUUGUUUCUUGUACUUGCAGCUGUGAGGAUUACAUGGUUGGAGUUUGAAUUGUGGCAUUACAACCUUUUUAAAUGAAGACUUGAGCGUGUGUGUGUGUGUGUGUCUGUCUAUCUGCAGGAAUUGAGUUCAGCCUCCUUUUUUUGUCUUGGCUGGCAUGAAUCUUUCUAACUCAAAUGCAUUGCACAUAUCAUAGGAAGUAGCAUCCAGUUGACCCAGAAAACAUGAAUCAAUGCUUCCGUGGAAAAACAGGAAUUUUUUUCUAGCUUCAAUUGGGAGAUUGUUUCCUUUGAGAUAUUCCACAACUGGAGUUUUUUUUUCUUUUUUUUUCUCACUGCAUCACAGGAUUUAACCAUCAAAUGAACUCCGGUGCUGCUGAUUACAGACAAAUUGAUUUUUUUUCUUCUUCUUCUUCUUCUUUAACUGCUCGUGGCUGCAUCAGGAGGUCUGGUAUAAAAAGCCCACAGUGGCCACUUCUCUAUCAGUCAGGGAGGUCAGGCAGGAGGGAAGCUCAGGGGUUGAGCUCAAGGAGGCGCACAAAGAGAAGCCCGUUUGAAGCAGCUUUGUGUGUGUGUGUGUGUGUCCUCUUCCUUGGUGCAGUGUGUCAGGGUCGAGUCGGUCGGCCCGGGUUCGCUGCUGCUGGCUGCUCCUGCUGCUGGGAGACUUUCGCUGGGCUUCUCGAGCGGCUCCGAAGGAUGACCGCCGCGCGGUCCCGGUGAACGAACGGCGUCUCAUGUCCAACCGGCGGAAAGGAUGGCUCAUGGCAAAGUGACCAUCGCGGUGGACGAGUACAGCUCCAACCCCACGCAGGCCUUCACCCACUACAACAUCAACCAGAGCCGCUUCCAACCUCCACACGUCCACAUGGUGGACCCCAUUCCGUACGACAACCCCAAGCCGGCGGGACACACCAGGUUCGUGUGCGUGUCGGACACGCACUCGCGCACGGACGGCAUCCAGAUGCCGUACGGCGACGUGCUGCUGCACACGGGCGACUUCACCGAGCUGGGCCUGCCCUCCGAGGUCAAGAAGUUCAACGACUGGCUCGGUGGCCUGCCGUACGAGUUCAAGGUGGUGAUCGCCGGCAACCACGAGCUGACCUUCGAUAAGGACUUUAUGGCCGAGCUGGUCAAGCAGGAUUACUACCGAUUCCCCUCGGUGUCCAAACUCAAACCGGAGGACUUUGACAAUGUCCAGACGCUGCUCACGAACUGUGUGUACCUGCAGGACUCGGACGUCACCAUAAAGGGAUUCCGGAUAUACGGCGCGCCCUGGACCCCGUGGUUUAACGGCUGGGGGUUCAACCUGCCUCGGGGUCAAUCUCUGCUGGAUAAAUGGAACCUCGUCCCCGAAGGCAUCGACAUCCUGAUGACCCACGGACCUCCGCUCGGGUUCAGAGACUGGGUCCCCAAGGAGCUGCAGCGGGUCGGCUGUGUGGAGCUGCUCAACACGGUCCAGAAGAGGGUGCGACCCAAACUUCACGCCUUCGGAGGCAUACACGAAGGCUACGGGAUCAUGACGGACGGCUACACGACGUUCAUCAACGCGUCGACCUGCACCGUCAGCUUCCAGCCCACCAACCCCCCCAUCGUGUUCGACCUGCCCAACCCCACCAGCUCCUGAGACCUCAGGACGGCGGCAACAUAUUACUUUCUUUUCUAUUAAAUAUGUUCAGUUGAAAAAAAAAAAUUUUAAAUAAAAAAUGUUACUAAAUGUUUCUUUGCAAACUUCUCCAAGCUGUCGUUGAGAAUGAUGGGGGGGGGGGGGUGGGGUUAAAGGAGAACACCGAUGGUCUUUUUGUUAUCUUUAUUUCUAGUGCUGUGUUCCCCCCCCCCUCUCGGGUUUAUCAGUUUGUCUUUUUUUUUUUUCUUCACUUCCUGGUGGACAGCCUCACACAGGAACUCACCCCGCCAAAAUAAGUUGCCUUAGUGCAGACGAGGAGGAAGCCACAGCGAGGACACGGCGGUUCUUUUUGCGACGGCGAUGCCGUCAAGUUAUUUUCAACAAAAGCUGAUUUUUCUGGACAUGAAAUCAAUGUUUUUGUUGGGUUACACUUUUCAUAUCGGAUUCCUUUCUGACGUCAUGUAAUGAUCGCAAGAAAAGAGGAUAUUCACCCUCCUGUCCGACCGGAGUGUCUUCACAUCUGCUUAAAAAAAAACAACAACAAAAAAACGAUCAAGUCGACAGAUGUGUAAAAUGAAUUUGGGGGGAAACAGUCACGCCGGUAUUCUCCUUUCUCGGAGGGACUUUGUGGUUAAACAAUCUUGCGCUUGAUAAAUAUUGGUCAGAUCUGUAAGAUAAAUGAUGCUUUGUGAAUUUUGCAUUGGCCGGACGAUGGAUGCCAUUGCUUUAUGUUGUAUCAUCUAAUAUUUUUGUGUUUAGCUCUUUUUUUUUUUUUAAUCGUAUUUUUUUUUUUUUUUUGCAUUGUUUUUCUCGUCAGUUCCUCUUUUCCUAUUGGCUGACAGGGACGCUGCCUUAAACUAGCUUUAAUGUUCUCGGCUAGAGCCCCAACCUCUGCGAGCUCAGAGAAGUCCUUAUUUAUUACCCCGCAAAACAACACCUGACUAACGCAGGGACGGAAAGCUACCGAAAAAAACUCCCUUUGUUAACAUCUCGCUACGGAUUCCUGAUCUAAUUUGGAAAAUGUAUGUAUAAAAUAUAUAUAUAUAUAUUAUAUAUUCAUGUUGUAAAACAUCUGUACUAAAAGUUGUGUUUGACGGGGAAAAAAAAAUGAUCUGGUGCAUUUUCUUUUUUUUUCUUCCUGUACGCGCCUGUAUAAUUGACUUGUUUAACGCUCCCAUCGGACGCUUUUCAUGCGUUUUGUAUAAUGUUUUUUUUUGUUUUUUUGUAUCGACUCGCCCAGUGGGGGUGGACGUCCGUUUGGGGGUGAGAGAGGAAGAAUUGGUCACAAUCCAACAGGUGCCGUCUGAACCCAACAAAGCGCCUGCCUAAACCUGGUAAAGUUGUCCUUAAAAGUGUAACUGAUAGUAUUUGUGUUUUAAUUGUUUUCUUUUUCUAAUUUUGCACUGUGUGUAAAUGCAAUCUUGCUAGCACAAAAAAAAAAAAAAAUGUUGCCAAUAGUUGUCUCAACUUUGCCGCUGUAAAUGCUCUUUCUGUGCUCUGUUCCUCUCGCUCUUUCUCUGAUUGUAUCCCUCUUCAUGGAAAUGUUAGUUCUCUCUUUCAGUUCAUUGUGAUAUAUUUAGCUGCCUUUAUAUGCAAAUAAAAUUGCAAGAUUUUUACUUAU
Molecule: messenger RNA, 3754 nt
Organism: Pungitius pungitius (ninespine stickleback)
Lineage: Eukaryota; Metazoa; Chordata; Actinopteri; Perciformes; Gasterosteidae
Gene: mpped2a
Product: metallophosphoesterase domain containing 2a
Exons: 7
Coding region: 1264-2133 (289 amino acids)
Molecular function (GO): hydrolase activity
Source: RefSeq, a predicted model, not a curated record